Molecule: messenger RNA, 2675 nt
Organism: Corvus hawaiiensis (hawaiian crow)
Lineage: Eukaryota; Metazoa; Chordata; Aves; Passeriformes; Corvidae
Gene: ARRDC2
Product: arrestin domain containing 2
Exons: 8
Coding region: 214-1410 (398 amino acids)
Biological process (GO): protein transport
Cellular component (GO): cytoplasm; plasma membrane
Source: RefSeq, a predicted model, not a curated record
AUGUCGUCAGCCUCACGCACGAGGUCAACGCUAAAGCAUCGCUGCAAAACAGGGGCUCAGUCCAACCCCUGGGAAGGCCUGCAGGGUGGGGCCAGCUAAGAGCCAGGAUAAAUCCAGGGAUUUUGGUGUAGCCUUUGCUCUUCCUCCUUUCUCCGGCAAGCUCCAGGCAGGCACCAGCCUCCUGGAGCAGCGGGGUCAGUGUGGGCAGCAGCCAUGCAGCCCCUGGGGCGGGUGCGGAGGUUGGUGGUGAGGCUGGAGGAUGGCCAGGCCCACGGCAGCGGGGAGCUGCUGCACGGGCGGGUGCAGCUGGAGCUGCGCGGGGCACUGCGGGUGCGGGCACUGGAGGUGUGUGCCCGGGGCUUGGCCACCGUGCACUGGCUGGAGAGCCGCAGCAUCGGCCUCAACGUCGUCUACCGGGACUACACAGCCUGCCAGACCUUCCUGUACCGCCGCUGCCAGCUCAUCCCUGACAAUGGUGAAGCCACCGUCCUGCAGGCAGGAAGGCAUGAGUUCCCUUUCACCUUCCAGCUCCCCGAGACCCUGGCCACCUCCUUCGAGGGGAAGCACGGCAGUGUGCGCUACUGGGUGAAGGCCAAGCUGCACAGACCCUGGUCGACAGUGAAGAAAGCAAAGAAGGAGUUCACUGUGAUUGAACCCAUCGACAUAAACACCCCUGCACUGCUGGCUCCCCAGGCAGGUGCUAAGGAGAAACUUGCUCGUGCCUGGUACUGCAGCCGUGGCCAGGUCUCUGUGACUGCCAAGAUUGACCGAAAAGGCUACACCCCAGGUGAGGUCAUCCCCAUCUUUGCUGAGAUCGACAAUUGCACGAGCCGUGCCGUGGUGCCCAAGGCAGCCAUAAUCCAGACCCAGACCUUCAUCGCCCGCGGCACCAAGAAGCAGAAGAAGUCAGUGGUGACCAGCAUCACUGGGGACCCCAUUCCGGCUGGGAAGCGGGAGGUGUGGCACGGGCGGGCGCUGAAGAUCCCGCCCGUGGGGCCGUCCAUCCUCCAGUGCCGCAUCAUCCAGGUGGAAUACUCCCUGAAGGUUUGUGUGGAUAUUCCUGGGACAUCCAAGCUGCUCCUUGAACUGCCUCUUGUCAUCGGGACCAUCCCGCUGCAUCCCUUUGGGAGCCGCACCUCCAGUGUCAGCAGCCAGUACAGCGUCAACCUGGACUGGCUCAGCACCAUCCCUGAGCAGCUGGAGGCCCCCCCUGAGUACUCAGCAGUCGUGUCCAGCCCAGAGGCCGAGCAGAGCCUGGCUCCUCCGUGCCGCAGCGAGCUUGGGGACAUCCUGGAGGGUCCCUUCUUCGCCUACAUCCAGGAAUUCCGCUUCCGACCACCUCCGCUGUAUUCAGAGGUGGAUCCAAACCCCGCGUCGGACAGCAUCCGCCCACGCUGCAUGACCUGCUGAGAGAAGCACAUCGGCUGCGUGUGACAGAGUGACAAUCCCUUGGGAUGGCAGCUUGCACCCUCACAGCACUUUGGUCUGGAAACGGGGAUGUGAGACCCCGACUCGGCUCAUCGCCCUCGGCCACUCCUGUCGUGAUUGUCCCACGGGCCCAGAGCCAGCGCGGUGCCGUGGCCCCGGGCAGGGUAGGAGAACACAAGGGGCUGGUGGUGUGGAGCAGCUCUGUGUGUGGCUGGGCAGGACACAGAGGGUUCAUAACUGACCUGGGAUUUUGGGAUUAGAACAGGGAAUACAAGCCGAGAUUGCUCUCCCCUUGCCUGCAGUGCCGCGCUCUGAAAAUUUCUGUCAGCUCCUGGUGUGGAAAAUGGGAGUUUGAAGGCGUUUCUCAGGAUUACUGGAGAAUGUUUGGACGGUGCUCAGGGUUGGGCCCCAGGGCAAUGCAGGUGCAGCCCUUUGCCUGUGGCUCACCAGGACUGUAGGGUCCCCAAGGCAGUGAAAGGUCCUUUUCUGGCUGGAUGAAGCAGAGGCCUCAGCCACUGCUGAUAAUCUUUGCCACGAGCCUGUGGGUGCCUGUGGGGGGAAUGGUUUGAGCCACUUAACCAAACUCUGAAGGCCUCCAAGGACUGAGACAAGGACUUGGGGAAUGAAUUUAUGGUCUGUGGCAGUGUUUUGGUGCCAUUUAUCAAGAACAGGAAAGCUGGUUCCUGAGUGUCAGCAGCGACCCUGCACAACCAGCAAACCAGCCCCCAAACUGGUACCAGCACAGAGGGUUGGAGCUGUGGCUGGUGGCCAAGGAAGAGAGAGGGAAGCCCAGUCCAAGGCUGGUGGCAGCCACAGGUGCUGAUGGGAGAUGUGGAGUUGGGAUGAAUCCUUCAGGGCUGGGAGUCCUUGAUGCUGCGCCCAUGGAGGGCUCGGGGGCCCUGGUGGGGUGAGGACACAGCAGCAACCUGUGCUCACUGGGGUGGGAGCCAGUGUGGGAAUGGUGAGCUGGACGUUGUGAGGAGCCAAAGAGUGUGCCAGGGGCUGACCCCGCUCACUGCAGGGGGACCUGAGCAGAGUUUGGGUGCUGAGGACCUUUGCAUUCCCUCACUGAGAAUCCCUGGCCGUGCACAACCAAAGCCAGCGUACCUUGGGCUCUGUGCUGGGGUUGCUCAGAUGAGUCUUUUCUAUCUGUGAACACUUUUGUAAUGACCACUCUUUGUCUCUACUCUUUUUGUACAACUUUUUGGCGGGGAAUUUUUUGUCUGAAAUAAAUUCUUUAAACCAAA